UUUUCAAUUGCUGUGUUAUAAUGAUAUCUUGCAAGCAGGAUGAAACGUCUUGAAACGUUCAAAGGCCGGAUACAUUUAUUCGUCGCAUCUGUAGUUAAACCAUCACAGCGACGAUUGGUAAUUUACUUCUAGAAGACGUACUCUUGUCAAAGGAAAUUAAUCUGAGAUGCGAUUGUUACAAAUCACUGGAUUCUUGCUCAUUUGUCUAGCGUUCAUUGUUGAACAGAUGAGCGCAGUUGAUGAGAUUUUAAAUGAUCGAGGGUUAAGAGAAAACACAUGUCGAAAUUUAGCCAAACAAUUAACCACACGAGAAUCAAACCAAAAAGACAUCAAUUUUUUCAAACGGUGCAUCGUAGACUAUUUCAGCUUCAGAGUGGGUCCCCGGAUGAUAUACACCAUACCAACAAUCAAUCUUCGCCAGUUUUUCAACCCCAAAGGACCUGCAUACAUAAAAACAAUUGCGAAAAGAAUAGAACGUUUCUUUAUACGAAAUGGAAAUUGGGACAAGAUACUGAAGAAUAAAGAUAUUUACGACCGAGAAGAGAAUUGUUUAAAUUUGUUAUAUAUCACUGCUGCAAAGUAUGCGUAUGCCUUGUACGUUCUUAACACUUUAACAAACAGAUUAGGAUGUCUGCCGUGUAUAAAAAGGAAUAACAUUUACUCACUGCGGAGUUUCAGCGGAGUUUGUUUUAUAAAACCAAAGGAUUUGACUUGUGGUGGUAUUUUAGAGCUCAGUUUGCUUGGACAUAAAUCGGGAUCGCUCACAACGCUAUUCAAUCAGUUUUUUACAGAGCCCAUCGGUCAGGAUAGAACUGUACCCGGGUUUAAGAAGGAGCCCGCUAUACUGAUGGGUCUGCGGAUUUCUGCCUUCAGCCUGGAGAAGGUGUUACCCAAGCUGUUCAGAGGUCCCAGUUAUUUUUAUAACUUGAUGCUCACAAACGCUGUGAAAAAAAUGAAAGAAAAUAUACAAAUGAAAAUGCUGUCGGUGGCAGUUGCAAUAUUUAGGAUGAAACCUUACAGUGGAAAAUUCUUCAAUGAAUUGCUCAGUGAUCAGAGUCCAUUACGUGCACAGAUCUAUCUUGCGAAAGCUUUUCAAUACUGGAGCGUGGAGCUGGCAUUAUUUGCUUCCAAGAUUAAAAGUUUUAUGAAAUCACCACAUUAUAGCUACGAGUUGAACUACCGUCGUCGCCACAAUAUCGCGUAUGAAUUGAUCACAGGAAGACUAGAGAAUAGGGGUCUUCCGCCGGACUGGAUAAGUAAUUUGGCUGAGCAUGCGAUUUGUCUGAUUUACAACGUUCCUGCAUAUCUUACACCAGGAGCUGUACAUCACUCUGUCAUUAUGGAAAUGUAUAGUUCAGACAGGAGAAUUGUAAAUACGUACGCACCAGAUGUGGAAGGCUAUUGGCAAUCUAUGCUGGAGAACUGGGCAAUCGCCAAUCGGGUGUAUUGGAAGGAAUGCGUUGAGAACAAGUUAUUGAUAAGACCGUGUCUGCUGAGAAUGAGUAAAUCACUCCAUCUUAUGCUUGAUGCAAUGACAAAGUCAAGAUUGAAGCUGAAAAAGAUUAAAAGAGCAAUUGGCGGUGAAAUUAUGGUUGAUUUUAAAGACGUCGCGGAAAUCACGAAAUCCUGGGUAAAAAACUACCGUGAUAAAGGCCAUUUCAGGCUCCCAACCGUCAAGUCAUCCUGUGGACGAGUUAAACCACACCUGGUCCGCAAACGACCCUUCUUUAUGACGUCACAAUCCCACGAUGAUUUCCCAGAGUUGCGAGAUUCGGAGAAGAAACUGCCCAGGGAACUGGUCAACAUCACUAGGCGAAAACAGCUGGAUGAACAUAUUAGGGGCUCGGCUGAAUUAGAAACUGGAAACCUGGAACGUUUGAGAGAAGACGAGCCCCUGGACGAAAAUAUCGAGGGCUCGAUCAACGGUAAUGUGAAUAGAGUUAAGAAACCGCUGGAUAACGCAGGCAUUACAGGAAUGGAAAAGAAUGGACUGCUGAACGAGAACACUGAAGGCUCGCAUCAAACUAAACCGCUGGACGAAGUUCUUAAUGACUUCGACGACUCGGAUGCAAUGAAAUUACUCACCGUUGAUGCGGCAAACGGACUUAGGAAUGAUAUUGACGAAUCGCGGGAGAUAAAACCACUGGACAGAAUUAGUAAGCCAGGGGGCUCGCAAGAAGGAAAAAAUUACGACGAUGAGCAGAAUUUGUCGGGUGUUUACGAGACCAGUCCACUGACACCGGAUAUUCUGGAUUUGGAUGAAGACGAAAAAUCGCUAACACGCACUACCCAAUCGGAGGUAAGGCCAGUAUAUGUCACACUUGAAGCACCGGCUGAACCCCCUGUCAGUAGAAUGUUAUCAGAUGACGAUAUGGAGAGGCCACUGGACGAAAAAGAAAAAACUGCGGACGCAUCUAUUGCAGAAUCAGAUUCAGAGAAAACUACGGACUCCACAAUGGAAACACUACCAGAAAAUGCUGAUUCAGAGAAAACUACGGACUCGACAAUGGGAACACUACCAGAAAAUGCUGAUUCAGAGAAAACUACGGACUCAACAAUGGGAACACUGCAAGAAAAUGCUGACAUGUCAAUGACCAAACCACAUGACAUUAACAAUGAAGAAAUGUCAGCGGACGACGAUAUCCAAGAAACUAAAGACUCAGCGAUGACAGAACACGUUGACAAAGAUACUAAGAAGACUGUCCGUUUACAAACAAUGAAACCGCUGGAUAAAGAUAUUAAACAUACUGUCGGCUCAACAAUGGCAGAGCAGCUUGACAGAGAUACUACAGAGACUGGCGGUAUACAAACAACAGAUAAAGAUUUCGAAGAGACUGUCGGCUCACAAAUAACAAAACCGCUUGACAAAGAGACUAAAGAGACUGUCGGCUCACCAACAACAAAACCGCUUGACAAAGAUACCAAAGAGACGGUCGGCUCACCAACAACAAAACCGCUUGACAAAGAGACCAAAGUGACUAUCGGCUCACCAACAACAAAACCACUUGACAAAGAAACCAAAGAGACUGUCGGCUCACCAACAACAAAACCGCUUGACAAAGAGACCAAAGAGACUGUCGGCUCACCAACAACAAAACCGCUUGACAAAGAGACCAAAGAGACUAUCGGCUCACCAGCAACAAAACCGCUUGACAAAGAGACCAAAGAGACUGUCGGCUCACCAACAACAAAACCGCUUGACAAAGAGACCAAAGAGACUGUCGACGCACCAGCAACAAAACCGCUUGACAAAGAAACUAAAGGCUCACCAACAAAACCUCUUGACAAACAAACUGACGGCUCACCAACAACAAAACCACUGGAUAGCAAAGUAACAUUUGGAUCGACAAUUUCAAAGUCGUUAAAAGGUAACGUCAAAAAGACGACAGACACAGAAAUUGAAGAUGAACUGCAAGAGGAUGAUUUCCCAGAACACCCAGCGACGGAGGUUCCCUUCAUUCUGGAGAAAACCGAGCAGAAAAAAUUAGGGACACUCAAGAAACAACCAAAAUUUGUAAGUUUCUUUCGGAGAAGAAGGUUUGGUUCCAGGGCUUUCAGUAGGCGGCGUUACCGCAUAUACGUUAGUCGAAGAAGAAGGAGUGGUAGUUUCACUCGAAGAAGAAGAAGUAGUUUUACUCGAAGAAAGGGAGUUCGUGUCAAAGGAAAAAAGACAUCUUCAAGUUGUAAGCGUCUGCCUGAUGAAACAAAGAACAUUCGCAAAUUUUUAAUGAAAUUCAAUUGCCACGUCGGGGUAGAAAUUUCAAAGAUGGCGCUCACGGAAGGAUGCAUGAAUAAAAUACAGUCUCAUGUGAGAAGUUAUAACCGGUAUGCUUUCUCGUAUAUAGCGAAGAAGCACCGGCAUUCUCGACCCACCUCCAGCGACGCAGAAGCAGAUGACGUACUUCUUAAAACAGAACUGUAGUUUUAACAGAGAAAUAUUGACAGACAAAUAUCAGAUAGCGGACAAAAUAGAACAUAUUAAUUCCACAUCUAUGAGCUCCACAGGCGCUGCCGUUGGUUUGACGACUAACUGUUAAUACGAGCGAGAGUUCUACUCCUAGACAAAAUGUCGUAAUUAUAAAAAAGUAUUUAUUGUGUAAAUAUUUAGAUAGACAACCCUAAUUGUUUAUCAAAAUACGAAACUAGUUGUUUAU
Dendronephthya gigantea is the source of this 4154-nucleotide messenger RNA. RefSeq lists its product as uncharacterized. NCBI's taxonomy places the organism in Eukaryota, Metazoa, Cnidaria, Anthozoa, Malacalcyonacea, Nephtheidae. The transcript is spliced from 7 exons. The record is from RefSeq and is a predicted model, not a curated record. Bases 167 to 3922 code for a protein of 1251 amino acids.